This is a messenger RNA of Eurytemora carolleeae, 1740 nucleotides long. RefSeq lists its product as uncharacterized. The coding region runs from base 533 to 1573 and encodes 346 amino acids. The record is from RefSeq and is a predicted model, not a curated record. NCBI's taxonomy places the organism in Eukaryota, Metazoa, Arthropoda, Copepoda, Calanoida, Temoridae. The transcript has 3 exons.
AUUUAAAUUAGUUCCUUUUCGUUUCAUUAAAAUUAUAGGGCAUUAAGGUUAAUAUUUUAUCGUCUUCCAUGUACUAGAAUGCCGUGUUACAUUCUCUAAUAUUUCUGUCGGAAAUUUUCAAAAUAAAUAAAAACAAGAUGGAACGACGUAAGUUUCAACUUUCUUAAAACAUUCUUCUUUUAUUAAUGGUGAAGUUUAAUGAAACCUUGUUUCAUUACGGGCCUUUUAUAUAUACGUGUUAUAUAUUAUACUUAUUAUUUUCCUCUUUCUUUGGUUCAAUUUCAGCCUUAUUUAAUUUUGUAUAAGUUUAGUGAUACUUUCGAUCUUAACAUUUUGUAUGUGAUAUAUAUAUAUAUUCUUAGCGUACUCUUAAUUAUUUAUCUAUUUUAACAAAAUGGUAACCUGGGUUUGUUUCAGAUGUAAUUGCUCUCUGCGCGAUUCUUUAAUCUCGACUUCCUGAAGAUUUACCAUUUUCUCCACACCUAUCUAGUGCUUCCUAUUGAUAUCCAGACCAGUUGAAUCUCGGUUCGACAUGAGUUUGUGGCUGAACAGGUUGCGCAACACUCGUUUGCAAGAGCUUUUGGGAGCACCUCCACGAGUUAUUAUGGGCGAGGUGGACGAUGAGCGCCCUGCUGAUGAGAGAUCCCUUGUACUUCUAGUUGUUGAAGCUGUCGAAGUUACCGAAAACGCCGAGGAUGGUGAGGAUCGUGUCCUGGAGAUAGUUUUCGGUUCUCUGGUUGCCUUGGUGGUUGCUGGAACAAUCGUCUAUGUUAGUCUGUUGAGAUAUUUCCCUAAUCAGAUGAGACGGUUUGAAGCAUUUUCUGUGGAUGCUGCUCGUGCUGUGGUUCAGGUGGUGAAUCGCUGCCAGAGGGUUCGAAGAGAUGAAGUUGUUCCUGGUUCUCAAGCUAGAGACGAAACCGAUUCAAGUCUCUCUUCUAUGUUCUCUUGGAGUUCAAGCUCUGUAACUACAGUGACUUCAAAUAGCUCUUUGGUUCAGGUUCAUCAUCAGGAGCAAUAUGAACUUCGUGAGGUUCAUCUACUGCAGCCGGUCAUCAAUAAUGUCUACCAGGAGUCUGGUGACGACGGGCCUAAACCUGAAGUUGUAUCCAAUGAAGUUUCGGUACCGAGGGAGGGAGGACUGCGUCCGUUCAAUCCUCCGUUGGUUAGCAGUCCUAUACCGCUGGAUUCUGUUUCUGAGGCUGAUGAGGGUUCUUCUUCUGAAGACCUUUUUUCAACUCCGGUAAAUCGGAUUUUGAUCAUCUCUAAUAGCUAUCGGAGCGAGUUGGCUCAGUCCUUCCAGUCUCAAUUGGCUCAGGAUUUAUCUGUUUCUGGUGAUUAUGACAUCUCAGAUCUUUGGCCAGAAUCUGUUGAUCAGAACACAGUUGAACGGGGAGUUGCUGAAGCUGUUAAUCAGAACCAGUCUGGUGUUGAUCUUCCUGAUCUACCAGAAUCUGAGGCUGAGGUUGCUCCAGGGAUCAAUAGUGAGGUUGCUACAGGAUAUCCAGAAAGGCCUCCUCCGCUUCGCAGGAGUCUUCGUCGAUCAAUCAUGCCUGACAGGUUUCAACCUUAUUAAACCUGAAAUGCUGAUUAUUCUCUACAAAAUAUAUAUAUAUAUCUAAGAGUCUAUACCCGUAUAGAUUCCGAAGUUUUCUUAGUUUACCUAUUAUAUAUUUUCCAAUGCCAAAAUUUAUGCAUACCAAAAUUUUUCUUUUCUUUACCAAAAAUACUUUAAAUACAAAC